Cicer arietinum (chickpea) is the source of this 1475-nucleotide messenger RNA. The record is from RefSeq and is a predicted model, not a curated record. NCBI's taxonomy places the organism in Eukaryota, Viridiplantae, Streptophyta, Magnoliopsida, Fabales, Fabaceae.
GUCACUAUCCAUAAAGUUGAAGGCUAAGGCAAUCGCUUCAAAUUCAAAUUGUUUAUCUCCACAAAAUAAGAGUCAAUGGAAGAUAACUAAGAAGGAUCAGCGGUUGCACAAGUUAGUUUUUGAGGAAAAUGGAUUGCCUGAUGGAACUGAAGUAGCUUAUUAUGCACGCGGACAGAAAUUGCUUGAAGGCUUCAAAAAGGGCUCUGGAAUUGUUUGUAGAUGCUGCAACACUGAGAAUGUGCAUCUCUAUCAAGUAUUCCACGUGGUGACUGGUACUGUCAAUUUUGCCAAAACAUGUUCCAGAGGGAAAAAUUUGUGGCCUACAAUGUCAAUGCUUGGGCUGCUGGAAGGGUUGAAGGAGUUGAUCCUAUUGAACAGAUCUCCAAGAGAUGCAUCCGCAUAGUCAAAGACAUUGACGCUGAGCUUAGUGGGUGUGCUUUAUGCAGGGGUGUUGACUUCAGCAGAUCUGGCUUUGGUCCACGCACGAUAAUACUCUGUGAUCAGGUAUGCACUCUAGUAUUGAUGUCCCUACCAAAGGCCUCUCUGAGAUGGAGGCUUCUUAAUGGAAAAACCGCUUCUCCUGAAACUAGACCAUUGCUUUUGGAGGCUGUCUCUAUCUUUCAUGAAUGCUUCGAUCCUAUUGUAGACGCAGCUAGCAGACGUGACCUUAUUCCAGCAAUGGUUUAUGGAAAGAAUGUGCGGGGUCAGGAGUUUGGAGGAAUGUAUUGUGCAUUACUAAUAGUCAAUUCAUCUGUGGUAUCUGCGGGCAUGCUUCGAAUCUUGGGCACUGAUAUUGCUGAACUUCCUUUAGUUGCAACAAGUAACAGUCACCAUGGGAAGGGCUACUUCCAGACACUUUUCUCCUGCAUUGAGAGGCUCUUGGCUUUCAUGAAAGUAAAGAACCUUGUGCUACCAGCUGCAGAAGAAGCACAGUCCAUAUGGACAGAUAAAUUCGGCCUUAGCAAGAUGAAACCAGAACAGCUUACCAACUACAGAAAGAACUGCAGUCAGUUUGUGAACUUCCAAGGGACAAAUAUGCUUCAUAAAAUGGUGCCUCCAUGUCGAGUCAUCAAUAAUCAACCUAACAAAUUUUUAUCUAGAAAAAGUCAGUCAUGAAAGGGAAAACCCCCUAGAUUACUUCCGUCUCUUUUCAUGUCUGAUGGUUAGGUGUAUAUAUAGACUGUUUGUUACUUGAAGCCAUCAUUGGCCCCGUUCCUGCCUAUUGUUUAAACAGUUAUGAUGCCAUGUUUUCUAUAUCAAUUAUAUAGUUUAAGAAAACACAAGUUAUAUUGAUUUUGGAUCCGAUACAGCACCACCCCCUUUUCAGCUGACGUUAUAAAACUCGGAUUCGUAAUUGGCUCGCUUGGAAUAUUGGGUCAACAGUCACUGACCGUAGUAAGUCGUUGUUGAACCUAUUAAAGGUUACUAUAUAUUAAUUUGUGUAAAAGUGGUCAUGAACACGGUAUUCAGUUCAA